This is a messenger RNA of Alternaria ventricosa, 1962 nucleotides long. RefSeq lists its product as uncharacterized. NCBI's taxonomy places the organism in Eukaryota, Fungi, Ascomycota, Dothideomycetes, Pleosporales, Pleosporaceae. Bases 1 to 1962 code for a protein of 653 amino acids. The transcript has 2 exons. Gene Ontology annotation, molecular function: methylenetetrahydrofolate reductase [NAD(P)H] activity; FAD binding. The record is from RefSeq and is a predicted model, not a curated record. Gene Ontology annotation, biological process: tetrahydrofolate interconversion. Gene Ontology annotation, cellular component: cytosol.
AUGGAGCGGAUUACGGAUAAGAUCAACGCGCUGCCCGAUGGCGCCAACUACUUCUCGCUCGAGUUCUUCCCGCCCAAGACGGCCAUGGGAUUCGCGAACCUCCAAACACGUUUAGAGCGCAUGUCGCAGGCUCUUCGACCUCUCUUCGUCACCGUUACCUGGGGUGCCGGCGGAUCCACAGCCACCAAGUCGCUCGAACUCGCAGAGAUAUGCCAGCGCCAAUUAGGCCUCACAACAUGUCUACAUCUCACGUGCACGAAUAUGAACCGCCAGCUCAUCGACGACGCGCUCGAACAGGCAAAGGUGCUGGGCAUACGGAACAUCCUGGCGCUGAGGGGUGACGCGCCGCGCAGCGACGAGUACAGGGACGAAGGGACGCCGCCGGAACAAGACUCGAACAAGGACUUCACUUGGGCAAUUGAUCUGGUCAAAUACAUCCGGAAAGAGUACGGAGACUAUUUCUGCAUUGGUGUCGCUGCGUAUCCAGAAGGCCACUCGGAUCAGAGUCAUCCCAAGGAUCAAGAUCCGCUGCACGACCUGCCAUACCUGAUUGAGAAGACCAAGGCUGGCGCAGAUUUCAUCAUGACCCAGCUUUUCUACGAUGUUGAGGCGUACGACAAGUUCGAGAAGAUGCUGAGGGAGCACGAGAGCGGAGUGUUUAAGACGAUACCGAUCAUACCUGGGCUGAUGCCAAUACAAUCGUACAAGAUUUUGCUCAGGACAACGAAACUAUCGCAUGCGAAGCUGCCGUCGGAUAUGCUGAAGCGACUGGACGCGGUAAAGAGCGACGAUGAAAUGGUGAAGCAAGUUGGCGUCAAGAUUAUGGACGAAAUGGUGGAACACAUCAAGGCUCGGCCGGAUACUUGCAGGAGAGGAUUCCAUUUUUACACGCUGAAUCUGGAGAAAGCCGUGUCGCACAUCGUUGAAGACACUCACCUCAUACCAUCGACUAUCGAAGACGACGACGAUGUCAUUGUCGAGACCACGCCCGCCAUCAACCUUGAGCCGCCACCAAACGGCAUAAUGCCGCGCAGGCGACGAUCAUCUGCUGUCAAUUCCGGCCCGCACAACAGAGUGAUAAUAUCACACCCAUCCGCGGCCAAGUCAAGCAAUCACUCGUACGAAGCUACGGAGGAGGAAGCUGGUGUACCAAGGGGCCCGAUCAACACUCGGGCGAACACACUGGCAAUAUCAGAGGGCGAAGGCUCGCUGGGCCGUGAAGCAACUUGGGAUGACUUCCCUAACGGCCGUUGGGGGGAUGCACGUUCGCCUGCCUUUGGUGAGAUUGAUGGUUACGGUCCAACCCUCCACGUCUCAACACCGCAAGCUCUCAAGCUCUGGGGCCACCCAGUCGAGAAGGAUGACAUCUCGAAACUCUUCCGCCGCCACAUCGAAGGAGACCUUGAGGCCAUACCCUGGAGCGAACAAAGUUUGUCUCCCGAGACACUGACCAUCAGCAAGCAGCUACUCGCCCUCAACGCAAAGGGCUGGUGGACAGUCGCCUCUCAACCCGCCGUCAACGGCGUCAAAUCCACCGAUUCCGUCUUCGGCUGGGGCCCCAAGAACGGCUACGUCUUCCAAAAGCCGUUCGUCGAGUUCUUCAUCCCCGCCUCCGAAUUUGCCACCCUCAAACCUAAGCUCGACGCCCAUGAGCAAGUCACCUACUUCGCUGGCAACGCCGCCGGAGAGUUUGAAGCUAGUCAAGAAGAUGGUGUGAACCCUGUUACUUGGGGUACUUUUGCAGGUAAAGAGAUUGUCACGCCUACUAUCAUUGAGGCUGUCAGUUUUAGGAGUUGGCUUGACGAGGCGUUCAGUAUCUUCAGGGAGUGGCAGAGGAUUUACCCGCCGAGGAGUGCGAGUAGCACAUUGCUUGGAAAGUUGAGGCAGGAUUAUUGGCUUGUUAAUGUUAUUUGGGGUGAUUUUGUCAAUGGAGAGGGGUUGUGGGAGUUUUUGGAACAGUAG